Molecule: messenger RNA, 1947 nt
Organism: Adineta steineri
Lineage: Eukaryota; Metazoa; Rotifera; Eurotatoria; Adinetida; Adinetidae
Source: the annotation of a GenBank genome assembly
AUGGCUGUGAAGACAACAAUAUUCUCUUUACAAAAACUAUUUGGACUUGAUGAUGAAGCAGCACAUACUGCAACUAUUGAACAACAACGAACUCAACCAUCUUCCGAGUUUUUGGCAUUUACCCAUAUUAUUAAAUCAGAACUUCAUAAAUUUCAAAGAGAUGGGAAGAGCUCUAUUGCGGAUCUGAAAACACUUAAAGGUGAUGCUGUAGCAGAUGCUUUAGUGCUAUGUCAAUUCUCAAUAAACAUCAUGCUUGGAAAUCCAGUUGAUGACAGUCUUUUACAAAUAGACAAGAUUAUUAAAAUGCUUUACACUCUACCAAAUAAUAGUCAUUUUGGUGCAAUCACAACUAAAAUGUUUAUUGGUAGUCUUUGGAAUCUACUUCCACAUCCGCCUGUAAAUUUUCAGAAUCAAGUCGGUUAUCAAUGGAGAUUUGCUGAUGGUUCUAAUAAUAAUCUUGCUUUUCCUAAUAUUGGUAAAUCUGGUCAGAAAUAUAUUCAAAGUUGCUUGCCUAAACGUCCUCAACCAGAUAUUCUUCCUGAUCCAGGUCUUAUUUUCGAUGAGCUGUUGAAACGUUGUCCAGACAAGAAUGGUAAAUUCAAAGGAAGUGAAUCUCAUAUUUCAAGCAAUCUCUUCUAUUUCGCAACAUUUAUCACACACGAUAUAUUUGAUACAGAUGGAGCAGAUAGAACGAUCAAUGCAGCAACAAGCUAUUUAGAUUUAAGUCCACUUUAUGGUAGUACACAGCAGGUACAAGAUUCUAUUCGAACUGGCGAAAAAGGUCUUAUCAAACCGGAUCAAUUUGCAGAUACUCGAUUUUGGCUUCAACCUGCUGGUGUAACAGCUUUACUUGUUCUUUUCAGUCGAAAUCAUAAUUAUCUAGCAGAAAAACUUCUUCAAAUAGAUGAACAUGGUCGUUUUAGUUCUCUUCAAGAUAAAGAACGAGAUGAAGCACUUUUUCAAACUGCAAGACUUAUUAAUCAACGAACAUAUAUAAAUAUUGUUCUGCAUGAUUAUAUACGUGUUAUUCUUGGUGUUAAUCGAACAAAAAGUUCAUGGGCUUUUGAUGUUUUACAAGACUAUUCAGAUGUUAGUUCUGGAGGUGACAUACCCAACGCAACUGGAAAUCAAUGUUCAAUUGAAUUUAACUUUUUAUAUCGAUGGCAUCAUGCAACAAGUGUUGAAGAUGAAAUAUGGAUUGAGAAUGAAAUGUCUAGACUUAUUGGUGAUUGGAAAGACAUGGAUAUGAAAACAAUGUUUCAGAAGAUAGGAGGACUUACACAAGAUCAAAAACAAAAUCCUCAACUUAUGCGUGGUACAAAUGGACGUUUUGAAGAUAAGGCUCUUGCAAAAGCACUUAUUGAUGGUUGUAAGAAUGUUUCUGGUGCUUUUGGUGGUCAGAAUACUCCUGCUAUUUUUCGUAACAUUGAAAUCAGUGGUAUUUUACAAGCUAGACGUUUGGGUCUUUGUACUUUAAAUGAAUAUCGUUCUUAUUUGAAGUUAAAAAAGUAUCAAUCAUUUCAUGGAUUGAAUCCAAUGUUAUCUGAACAGCUGGCAAAACUCUACAAUACAAUUGACGAUGUUGAAUUGUAUCCUGGUUUACUCUGUGAACGAAAAAAGUCUAAUAGUGAUGGAAGUGGAAUUUGCGCAAAUUAUACUACUUCAUCUGCUAUAUUGGCUGAUGCAGUAGCACUUGUUCGAGGUGAUCGAUUUCAUUCUAAAGAUGCGACAUAUUAUAAUCUAACUAAAUUCGGCAUGGAAGAUAGUCAAUCUAUUGAUACAGUUGAUUUUGGUACUCUUAUUGGAAGAAAAUUAAUUUUACGACAUUUGAAUAGUGUCUACAGUCAAAAUAAUAUCUAUGCAAUCUUUCCGUUUACAUUACCGGAUGAAACGUGGAAAAACUUGGGUGAAACACGAACAAAUUAUGAUUUUACUCUACCACUUUAA